Molecule: messenger RNA, 3982 nt
Organism: Macrobrachium nipponense
Lineage: Eukaryota; Metazoa; Arthropoda; Malacostraca; Decapoda; Palaemonidae
Gene: Chpf
Product: chondroitin sulfate glucuronyltransferase-like
Exons: 14
Coding region: 574-2883 (769 amino acids)
Cellular component (GO): Golgi cisterna membrane
Molecular function (GO): glucuronosyl-N-acetylgalactosaminyl-proteoglycan 4-beta-N-acetylgalactosaminyltransferase activity
Source: RefSeq, a predicted model, not a curated record
UGUAAACUCGAUUGACAGCUGUGGUUGUGCCCUAUCAAGUAUCAAGUAACAACUCUGGGAAGUGGUUCUCAGGAGGUGUGUACGUCCUGUGUGUUGUCUGUUUACGUCAUACACUUUGAAAAAAGUCGUAAACCUAAGUUAUGCCUCUUGGCAUUCAUGUAAAUUGUCAGUCUAGUUGAGGAAGGUGAGAACUUAAGUUUUAGGGUAGCUGUCGUGAAAGAAAGGCUGGUCGAGUGCGAGUUGUGGUUGUAGGAAAAGACAACUUCGAGGCCAAGGCGAAAAGCAUGGAUGGUAGCAAGAGGUGAUUGCUAAUCUAGCCAGCAUGAUUCAUGCAUGUCGAUGUGUUAUGCCUCUAGAUGGAUGGGAUGUAUGAAACAAUGCAGUGUCGCCUUUGGAUUAUCUGAAAGUUUAUAAGUUCCAGAGCAGAAAGGGAUGUGGGAUAUCACCAGCAGAUGACAUUUUUUGUCUUGUCAUUCAUUGUUUAACCUUUGGCUGUUGAUCAGCUUUAAGGUUUAGACACUCCAUUUCUUCCAAGUUGACUGAGAAGCUUGCGUUUUUUGACAAAGUGCAGUGAUGAUAACACUGAAAUCCCUCAUCAUUCAUAGCAGACAGAGCUCAUCAGUCAUCAUUGGUUUGUGCAUUGGCAUUGCUAUAAGUAUUAUUCAGACACCCUUCAUUGAAGAUGACUGUACGAGAUUUGACCAAUUUAGCGGUAAAUUACGAGACCUCAGAAGCGAUGGCACUGCUGAGGAAGACUAUGAGCCCAAACUCAUCAUUGAUAAUAAUUACAACAAUGAAAAUGUACCGAAGUCAUCAAAAGCCCAGAAGAUCUUAAGACCUCGCUAUUACUCCACAGAACUUGGAAUAAGAGAGAAACUUCUGGUUGCGGUUAUUUCUUCAAAGGAGACAAUAGGUUCAUUUGGUAUUGCAAUUAACAAAACUCUCCAUCAUCAUGUUGACAAGCUGAUAUUUUUCAUUGAUGGUAUUGGAUCACAGAAGCUUGGGCUAGAUAUUCCUGUGGUUGGUUUUAAGGAUACAAAGCCACUCAUUAAGAUAUUUAGAGUGUUCUCAUAUUUGAGUGAAAACUAUAUAAAUGAAUAUGAUUAUUUCUUGGUUGUGUCUGACCACACUUAUGUCAAUGGCAGGAAGAUUUAUGACAUAGUGCAACACAUUAGUAUUAGUGAACAUGUCCAUAUGGGGAAGUUAAUGGAAAAUCCUGAGUCCUUCUAUUGCUCAGUUGAUUCAGGCAUCAUUCUCAGUCAUUCCAUCCUGCAAGCAGUGAUUAGUAAGCUAAACUGGUGCACUCGCAAUACAUAUUCUGAAACUGAUACGGAUAAUCUUGGCCGCUGUAUUCUUCAUGCAACAGAUAAGCCCUGUUUCAGUAGCUUGCAGGGACAACAGUAUGUGAGUUACCGAUUGAGAGAUGACGCAGAAGUUGAAAGUCACCUCCAGUUGAUAGGGACAAGCUCUCUAGUUAGGGAAGCUGCAACAGUCUCCAAUGUAGCAGAAGCCUCAGAUAUGUACAUUCUUCAUAAGUUUUAUUUGCAGGAGGAACUGAAACGAGUCGAUUCCAGUAUUUCAAAAGCAAGAAAUGAAAUUUCAAGAGUAAGGCCAUAUUCACCAAGAAAGAAAGCUGAAGAAACUUGGCCAGUUGGAUCAGCACCAGCUCACAGGCCUGCAACGAGGUUUGAUAUCAUUCGAUGGGACACAUUCAAUGGAACUCACAUAUUUUAUCCAGAUGACUUCCACAAUACCAGACCAGUUGCAGGAGCCGAUUUAUUGGAUAUUAUGGGAGUUGUAAAUGCUAGUAUAUUAUAUAUCACAAAGACCAGGGGGAAUUUGGAAUAUAGAGGAAUUGAAUAUGGACAUCGUCGAUUAGACCCAACCAGGGGAGUUGAUUAUCUUCUUUCACUUAUAUUCCGAGACAAUACUUCUGGACAGACAGUCACAAGAAAAUUUGAAGCAACAAGACCUCUUACUGAGCCUGAGAUGAUACCAAUGCCGUAUGUAACAGAAAAUACUCGGGUCACUUUAGUUCUACCGGUAAUUCAGGCAGAUAUUAUCAAGGCAACAGAGUUUAUCAAUAGAUAUGAAGUAGAAUGCAUGGAGAAGGGUGAACAUACAUUUCUCCUCCUUGUUUUAUUGUACAGCCCUGGAACUGGCUCUGGGGAAGACAGUGUGGAUGAGUUCAAGAUGCUGAAAGACCUCGCCCUGAAAUAUACUCGAAAACAUCAUGACUCUGGAUCUAAAAUUGGCUGGAUGACUGUACACAUGCUCCAGCAGAAACCAUCAGAUUUUGCUAUUAUGGACCUUGUUAUGAAGAAGUUCCAAGAAGAAACUCUGAUACUUAUGACUAAACAUUUGGCACACUUGAGCAAUGAUUUCUUAAAUAGAGUUAGAAUGAACACAAUUUUGAAUUGGCAGGUAUUUUCACCUGUUCCUUUUACUCAGUACCAUCCAAGUACAGUGGAUGAAAAAAUAUCAUAUCAGAAGCUUGAUGUCAGCAGAACAGUUGGCCACUUUGACAGAUACAACUUCGAUCACUUGAGCUUUUAUGCUGGUGAUUAUGUUACAGCAAGAAGUGCUGCAGCAGAAACCAUUCCACAUAUUCGAGUAGAGGGAGACCUGAAGCUGGACCGCCCUGAGGAGUAUGACUUCAACAUAUAUGGACUUUUUUUGCGAGUAUCGAAUCUACACGUCUUAAGGGCUGCUGAACCAAGUCUCAAGCUGGAAUACCAAGAUGUAGAUUGCACAAACAUUAUCAAACAUCUGAGUGAACAGCAGCAUGCUACAUGUCUGUUGCAGCAGGGAUCAUCACUGGGCCUUAGAUCACAGCUCAGUAAAUUGAUUCUGAGAUACUUGAGAGGAGAGAAAGAGCAAUGAUGAGUUAAUAAUUUCAGUAUUGUAUAUGGAUUGUAAAAUAACAUCUGGUGCAUAAUCCUGCCAAGUAGUUUCAGUACAUAGUACUUGCUCAAUAGUAGCAGUAUACUAAUAUAUUGGUUGAUCAUAUGCUGUACAGUGUGUACAAGUCAUUUUCAUAAUAUGGGCUGUGAGGAAGUGUAGAUCUUUAUGGUUGAAAAACUAUCCAAUACACUAGUGGUUAACUAAUUGUCAAUUUUUUUAGUCUUAGUCAGCAGAAGACCAUUAGUAUAAAAAUUAGCUCCUGUAUACUUAAAACAUUGCACAUUUACUUCCCCAAAUACUGCUAUCCAGUUUCUUGACUGACUUUUUAACUAUACCUUAAUGUAAUUUGUUAUUUUCCUCUUGAGUUGUACUAAAACAAGUACAUCUUUCAUAGAUUUAACUAAACUGUGCUGUCCCAAAUUUAGUAUAUGUAAUGGAGCAUAUCUUAUUUUUAUUUUUCACCAGAAUACUAGUUUGCAGUUCAGUUACUUCUGGACCAUCUCCAAGAGCGUUAAGAGGAAAAUUACUCUGAACUUGGUAGCAGUGGAAAAUGGUAUUUGUUGUAAACUAGUCUUAAUUAUACUGCAGUUUAGCCAGCCUAAAAUUCCUGUUCUAAGGACGUGCUUUAAGGUCAAGUUAAAUUUUUUUUUAAAUAUUUACGUGUUUACCAAUUUUUUUUGGAAUUAUUUGAGUUUUGGGGAAUUAGUCCUGCACUAAUGAGUAAAACUCUUGAUACCAAGAAAAGGGUAAUAUUUUUUAAAUAUAUUUCUGUGUAGGUCAAACUACAUUUUCUGAUGAAUUCUUUUAAAAGAAAAACAUUUUACAACUUCAAAGACUUGAUGCUUCCUACUUGAAUACUCACGAAAGAAAAAAAAAAAGCAGACUAGCAGUUAAAUGACGAUUUUGUCCAAUGUGAUUUUGCUGCCUGGAAUUAGUUUUAACUGAUGACGCAACAGGUUGUAGGUUAUGCUGGGUAGUACAAUGUUUUAUACAAUAGUAGUCAAUGACGUUUGCCAUAAUGAAUAGAAAGUGCCUAUAUUUUAUAUUUUGCUAUAUCGACAAUAAAUAAACCAGAGUC